Messenger RNA from Bipolaris victoriae FI3, 2118 nucleotides. RefSeq lists its product as hypothetical. The record is from RefSeq and is a predicted model, not a curated record. The coding region runs from base 1 to 2118 and encodes 705 amino acids. The transcript has a single exon. NCBI's taxonomy places the organism in Eukaryota, Fungi, Ascomycota, Dothideomycetes, Pleosporales, Pleosporaceae.
AUGCGUCUCUUGCAGUACAGCGAAAGCGGAGAGCUUAGCAUCCACAGCUUUGACGAUGGCGAUGUACCCCCCUACGCGAUACUUUCACACACCUGGGGAGCAGAUGAGGACGAGGUGACCUUUGCAGACCUCCAAACAGGGAAUGGCAAGACCAAGCUAGGCUACGAGAAGAUUCUCUUCUGCGGAAAACAGGCGCGGCGCGACAACCUCCAGUACUUCUGGGUCGACACGUGCUGCAUCGACAAGGCUAACAAGGCUGAACUCGCCUUCUCGAUCAGAUCGAUGUUUCGCUGGUACCGCAAUGCAGCUCGGUGUUAUGUAUAUCUAUCGGAUGUCUCUGAUCAACCUCUACCAGUGACCUCAGGCGACCACGGUUUACGAUGGCUUUUUUGGAUCUGGAUGCUCUCUAUUCUCUACACUAUGUCAAGAUGGUACAGCAGCACGAUGCAGCGCUACUUCUAUUCGCGCCAUGUUCCAUGCACUCCGGUUGGUAGCGAUCUUGUGCGCAGCGAGCAGACGCCUGAAUUUAUUCUCAAAAAAACCAGAUGGUUUACCCGUGGGUGGACACUACAAGAGCUUCUUGCACCAUCCACGGUAGAGUUCUUCUCCAAGGAAGGGACUAAACUUGGUGAUAAGUUGUCGUUGGCAAAAGAAGUGCGUGAAGUCACAGGCAUCCCUAGUUCAGCGCUGCAGGGCGAACCGUUGUCUAACUUUAAUGUUCAUGAACGCGUUACGUGGAUUGAGCAUCGCGCUACAAAGAUUCCAGCAGAUCGCGCGUAUUCCCUGAUGGGUAUUCUCGGCGUUAGCUUGUCCCCGAUUGAUGGCGAGAAUCUAGCUGAAGCAAUGAAACGGGUUCUGGAUGAGGUUGACAAGCAGAACAAGUGCCUCCAAGACUUGUGUCCUAGCAAUCCGCGCGAUGACAAGAAGCGGAUCGAGGAGACUAAAGGCGGGCUGCUUGCGGGCGCUUACCGUUGGGUUCUUGGCAACAAUACCUUCCAGCAGUGGCAGCAAGACCUGGAGAGCCGACUAUUGUGGGUGAAAGGUGAUCCUGGCAAAGGCAAGACGAUGCUGCUAUGCGGCAUCAUCGACGAACUGCAAAACUUGACGACAAAAUCUACCCUUUUUUCAUACUUUUUCUGUCAGGCGACUGACUCGCGCAUUAAUAGUGCCUCGGCUGUGCUGCGGGGCUUGUUAUAUAUGCUCGUGGACCAGCAACCAUCACUUGCAGUUCAUGUUCGCAAGAAGCACGAUCGCGCAGGCGGAAGAUUGUUCAAUGACGCUAAUGCCUGGGUCGCCUUAACAGAGAUCUUUGCCGCCGUGCUGCGAGACAAGGGCUUGAGCACGACGUACCUGAUCAUCGAUGCGCUCGAUGAAUGCAUGACUGAUCGGCUGAAUCUACUCAGCUUUAUCGCAGAGGAGUCGUCUGCAUCCUCUCGCGUCAAGUGGAUCGUGUCUAGUCGUAACUGGCCAGCCAUCGAGGAACAGCUGGAGCGUGCAGAGCACAAAACGCGGCUGAGCCUUGAGCUGAACGCCGAGUCAGUGGCAGCAGCGGUCAAGCUCUUCGUCCAGCAGAAGGUGCAUCAGCUAGCGCAAGAGAAGCGCUACACGCCAGAGGUGCAAGACGCGGUGCUCCAGCACUUGACAUCGAACGCGAACGACACCUUCCUCUGGGUUGCGUUAGUGUGCCAAGACCUCAAAGUGACGCCAAAGUGGAGCGUGCUUAAGAAGUUAGCCCAGUUCCCGCCUGGGCUCGACCCCCUGUACAAGCGGAUGCUACAGCAGAUAUGCGAGUCCGACAGCGCCGAGAUCUGUCUGCGGGUGUUAGCAGUGACUGCUGUACUGUACCGACCCGUCACAGUCGCUGAGCUAGUCGUGAUCACUGAGCAGCUUGCGGACUUUGUUGAUGAUCUAGAGUCUGUGCGGGAGAUUAUCGGUCUCUGUGGAUCGUUCCUCACGCUACGCGACGACACAGUCUACUUUGUGCAUCAGUCAGCUAAAGACUUCCUCGUCACGAAAGCGUCGAACGAGGUCUUUCUAGACGGCACAGGGCCUAUACAUCAAGACAUUUUUACAAAGUCACUUACUAUUCUGCACAAGACACUGCAUAGAGAUAUAUAA